UUGCACCAUCUCCAGUUAAGUUAGCAUUUAACUAGAGGAUAGCUAAUCUCCAGGUACCUUGAUUUGACAUUCUCGUUUUCACCAAGCUCAGAUUAGCCGACCUCCAGUUAAUUCGAUAAUUGUGAAUAUUUUGUAGAACAAUUCACAAAAACCCAUUGUGAAUGCUCAUAAAUGGGCAAACCAGCUGUGUUUUGUUUACAUUUUUGACGUGCCAUUGUAAAAAUAAAUUGGUUUUUGUGAUAAGUGUGGACUUUUAAGAUUUAUAUAGAAGAUAAUGGAUGACAAAAAGAGAAAUCGUUUGCCAAAUUUUACAAGCGGCGAUGAGUCCCUUCUUAUCACAUUGGUCGAGCGGUACGCCAAUAAAAUAGAAAAUAAAAGAAGCGACGCAGUUUCGUGGGAAGAGAAGCGAAAAGCGUGGGAAGAAAUUGACCUUAAGUUUGAGUCCCAAACUGGUAUCAGGCGCGGUCCUAAAAAUUUGCGGGAGAAGUACGAGAAUAUGAAGAAGAGAACCAGGAAGAAUUUAGCCGAUGAAAAGAGGGAGCUAUAUAAGACUGGUGGGGGCCAGUUUCAACACCGACCGGACAAAAAUACAGGCAGGCUAGCUACGCUCAUGGGCCAAUCUGCAACCGGCUUGGAAAAUUACGUAGACAGCGAUGCAAUAGUCACUUAUGAACAAGAGCCUGAGUACUUGGACGAAUCUAUGCAGAGCUGUACGGUAGAACAUCUGGACGCGGCAUCAGAAGCUAAGGAACACGAUGCCAGAGCAGAUUGGAGUUCAUGGAACCCAACUCUGCUACGUUCAAAACCCAACGAAAAACUAGCGACAAAGCGCGAAAAGAAAAAAGAAACUUCUGAUGCACACCAAAUCUUCUGGAUGGAAGAAAAUCAAAGAGCUGCUGAGCGACAUACAUGGGCCAAAAAGAAGAAUGAACUUGAAUUAAAGGAAGCAGAGAUGAAACUGGAAAUUCUAAGAUUAGAUGUACAACUAAAGACAAAUAAAAUAAAAAAUAAAAUAAAAUAAAAAUAA
Molecule: messenger RNA, 1027 nt
Organism: Rhagoletis pomonella (apple maggot)
Lineage: Eukaryota; Metazoa; Arthropoda; Insecta; Diptera; Tephritidae
Product: myb/SANT-like DNA-binding domain-containing protein 3
Exons: 3
Coding region: 275-1021 (248 amino acids)
Source: RefSeq, a predicted model, not a curated record